Messenger RNA from Heterotrigona itama, 1038 nucleotides. NCBI's taxonomy places the organism in Eukaryota, Metazoa, Arthropoda, Insecta, Hymenoptera, Apidae. The record is from the annotation of a GenBank genome assembly.
AUGGCGCCGUGGCUUAGUUGGUUAAAGCGCCUGUCUAGUAAACAGGAGAUCGAGGGUUCGAAUCCCUCCGGAGCCUUUGAUGAAGCAAUUGAUUUAGUUAAGUUGCUUCUACAUUUUUUUUUUUUUUUUUUUUUUCAUUUUUCAAAUAUUUUAUCAAUUUUUCUAUUUAAAUAAUUGAAGUAUUACUUUUUUCGCACAACAGUAAUUAAUAAUUAAUACAUAUAUUUGCGUGUUAAAUUUAUUUCUUUGAUUUUAUUUAAAUUUAUUUCUAUUCGUAUAUUUCUUUAAUAUAAACAUAUAUAUGUAUACUUUAAACAUUUACAUAUAAAGAGAUAUGUUCAUACAUAAUAUAAGUUCAUAAUUUACAAAAUUCUUGCUUAUAUAAAAUCAUAUAUAUUAUUAUAGAUAAAAAAAAAAUAUAAAAUAUAUAUUACAAAACACAAUAGGUUACAUAUUUAUAUUAUCCGCAUUAUAAAAUAAUAGUAAAGGAUGGAAAGCUUUACGUUUUUAUAUUAUCUUUGUUAUUUGUCAUUUUUAGCAAUUAUUAUAACUCUGAAUAAUCAACUUUACGUGACAGUGCUGCCACACGUGUGUAAUACUGAAGAGUUGGCUGUCUUGCGCGCCAAAUACUCCAGUGAAGGAACUUCGUUGUUGUCGUCAAGUGUAGCGCGUCGUGUUAUAACCUUGUUUUCCACGAAAAUGAGUUCGCAUACGGAUCCACUUCGUUUAAACGAAGAACGUUUGUUUCUAGAUUUGAUGGACAGUUUGCCGAAAGAUAUUAAGGAUACGAGGAACAUUUUAGAAAUACGUGACAACGUGCUCUACGUAUGGAAUGCAAAAGAGUAUUGUGUCAUGACAUUAAACGUUACGGCGACGCGUGGUGAAAACGGAAAUGUUCCUUAUCAAAAUAUGGCACAACCAAAUGAAAAUCCAAUCGUCAACGAAUUUAACGCAUUAAACGUUCCCUUUUCAUCGAUCCCACUAGCACGUUCACAAUUACACUACACUCUUGUCGCUGGUGAAAAUCCUGAUCGUUAA